This is a messenger RNA of Ectocarpus sp. CCAP 1310/34, 2799 nucleotides long. The record is from the annotation of a GenBank genome assembly. Lineage: Eukaryota; Phaeophyceae; Ectocarpales; Ectocarpaceae.
AUGCGAGAGUUCAUCGAUAUGGGAGGACAGGAGCCAUAUCGUUGGGCCCGGAGCAAACACUGGCGGGGUCAGCCUCGACGCGCCAGCAAUCGACCCCCACCUCCACGGCCGCACGCUCGCGAUUCAGUCUCUGGCGCCUACUGUUUCCGCGCAACGUCACACGGAGGGUCCUCGGCGGAAGCACGGCCGGAAGCAAUGAGGCACACAGCGGGACAGGAACCGUGCGAGGAGCUGGAAUUUCGCCGAGGCCAGUCAAGCACGGGAAUGGAGUCUCGGGCGGCGAGGGACAACCGAGGAGGUGGGGAAGGAGGAGAUGGGGGAGGCUGGGGGGGUAGGGGGGAAGACCGCGGCACUGGCGGCAGACGUGGGCAUGGGAGCACAGCAUCGCACUCCGGCAGCGGCGGAUUAUGGGCUGAUCCUCGUUCGGGCGCUGCGAGGCGAGAGUCUCCCUCGAUCAGGUGCACCACGAGCUCUCAGCCAAUAGUCCGAAGGGGUCUCAGCAUGGAGCAGUACACGGACCAUCGGAACGAUUUCCCGCCGAAGGUGGACGCACCGGCAGCCGCAGGUAGUGAUGACUUGGAGUUUGGAAUGAGCAACGAGCCGUGGUCGGCCCAUCUUACCUUCUCCGCAGCUGCGGCUAGGGUAAGAUCAGCCAGGCGUUCCGCUCAGACGGCGUCUCGCAGAAUCGACAUGAUGAACGGCAUGGGGUGGGAUACGCAGGGUGUAGGACCAAGCCAAUCCAGCGCAGCAGGCUUGUCGCUGGCGCCAGUUCUCGGUGUGGGGCGGCGAAACGAUGGACACGUAAGGUCGGAGCGGCCCUCGAUGGACUCGCCGCCAUCCCCGGCCACUUACGCCAUCGUCCCCGCCCACGGUAGCGAAUACCGGUCUGGGUCGGCCGACAACGAGCCAAGCCACCUGCUACAAGUGGCGGUAACUCCAGCUUUCCGUAUGCUUGACAUACCAUGUUGUUCCAAGAACGCCGGAGGGAGAGGGAUCUAUAAGGGCCACGCCUCUGAUGGUGGCACGGAGGGAACUUUGGAGAAGUCGACAGCUCAGGCGGACGCAUCCUCGCCGUCGACACCCGCAGCAGCGUCGACCUCAUGCAAGAGCUUAGGUGGAAUCCACCACCAAUCGAACCACCCACAAAGGACAGCUGAAGGUGGGGAGUGUUUCCUAGACGGAGGAUGCCGAAGCUACGGAGGCAGCGGCCGUUCUACCCGAAGCCCGACCAUGUUGGGGUCACCUCGCAACACCUUUUCAGGAAACGGCAUGGAUAUCGCCGACGACAAGGACGACGUGCAACACUAUGUUCAAGAUCGCAAUGCCGACCUCACGGCAACACCGCCCAGGUCGGAGCGAGGCUUCGUGGGAUCACCGGCAACGAGCAACACCGACGUCGCGUACUACCAGCCGCCGGUCUCGGAGGGGUACACCGGGGAUAGAGACGACGGGGCCUCGACAGACAGUGGGCUGAGCUGGCCAUCGACACCUGGCAGCGAGGUGAGUACUCACGUCAAACAGGCCUCGAGGGGCAGUGUUUCUGAUGGUGGUAAUGAGGGAACUUUGGAGAAGUCCACAGCUGGUGUGGAAGCGUCCUCUCCCGCGUCACCAGCAUCGACGAUGUCGUACAAGAGCAUCAUCGGUGGAAUUCGCCGCCAAUCAAACAGGAGAAGAGGAAACGGGAAGCGUUACCUAGACGAAGAAGGUGGAAGCUACCGAGGCAGCGGCUUUGCUGCUCGACCCCCCGCCAUGUUCGGUUCCCUGCGCAGCAUUAUUGUCGGCGACGACGAGCCAUCCUACCAUGCCGACCUCAUCGAUCCUGCUCCCACGUUGGAGCAACGCUUCAUGGAAUCACCAGUUACCAGUGAUAACAUCCCUCCCCACGCUAGGGCAUACUCGCCUGGGUCCCUUGACAACGAGCAAGGCAUAAACCGCAGCUUUCAAUCGCUUACCAUGCCACCUUGUUUCAAGAAUGACGGAGGUGGCCGUACUACAAGUGGUGACUUCUACACCUUCGAGCACGCCAGCCGGCCUUCUACGACGUUCGCUUCUUCGUACAGCAAGAGCGGCGACGGACGUCAACAAGAUUACGACGCAGCCCAGCUUCAGUCCGUACGGCCUGGCGCCAGGCGAGCACCUCCCGAUGCAGUACAGAGCGACAGCCCGCAGCCAGGUGUGAAAGAAGGCACAGCAGUGUCGUCGUAUGGUCCAUCCAAACCCGGCGACGUGACUGCCGGCGGGUCGGUUGGAAUCGGAGCGGGCUGGUGUGGAGAGAAGGCGCAGCCUAACGCCCGCGCGAAUAUCAACCCCGUGGUGGAGGUUCCGAGCACCUCGGCCUCACGGACCAAGCGCUCGUGGGAUGACGCGGGUUUGCGGGGCAUUGAGGUAUCGGGAUUGUCGUCAACAUCAUGUGGUGGCAGCAGUGCUAGCGGAACAACGCCCUCUGAUGGUGCGCCGGGCAGCGGUACGGUCGCACAGUCUCCGAACGAUGGGCUUCCACGGUCGAAGCGUCUGCGGGUGUACUUGGACGACUACGACAUUGCCUCUAGCGGUGGUGCGCCGGAGGCCUGGGAGGAGUCGGCAGCUGGAGUGGGAACGUCCGCGCCGGCUGAAGUGUCGAACCACGCAGGGAGGAGAGCGGGAGAUGGGGAGGGUUUCCCAGACGGAGAAGUUGGUCGCCUUGCUACGCGAACGCCCGUCACCUCCAUGUCCCUACGCGACAUCAUAGCCGGAAACUUCACGGAAAAGAAGGACAUCGACGACGACAUCGACGACGACUCCGACGAUGACGACCUAUAG